UUCGAUUUAUUUCGAUGACAGCAUUCGUUGUUGGUUUUGGCAGUUAUUUCGAUAACAGAUUGGUUUGAAGAUAACAAGAUACAGGUGUAGAGAUAUAGAUUUGUCCAUUGAAAUGUCUAUCUGAAAACAGGUCAGCUGUGAAAGUGACAAUAUGACAGACUUCAAUAGCUCCUUCUUGGCCCACCUUAAGAAAUCAGAGCAGGAAAGAAAUAAAGAAUUCAUGAAAAUACGUGCAUUUAAGAAUAAACCGUAUACUUAUGCCGUUGAUAAACUCUUGAGAAAGUAUAAACGGAAGAUCUGGAGAAACAAACCUCAUCGGAAAAAAGUGUACAAAACAGUUAAAGGUGACCUUCUAAAGAUCAAAAGUAGAAGCAGAUACUCAUGGCCAACUUUGAAUGAUCGCAAAAGUGGUUUAAGUAAGAGCCAUUCAUUUGACUCUGCAGUCUUGCCAGAUCUGGGCGAGUGUAAAGACUUUCCAAUGUCAGAAAUUGGAACUCGUAAUAAUGGGAACAGUCCAUUUAAUAGUAGUACCAGUUGUAGUUCACCUCCAGAUUCACAGCUGUUCACCAAGGUUGAAACAAGUGGAAAGAAUGACAAAAUUCAAUGUCAGAAAUGUAGACUGGGUAACUCUGAACAAAACAAUAACACUAACGUUAGAUGUACAUGUGUCAAUAGAGGUGUACAAGAUAGCUGUGACAUUGUAAUGAAAACUGAAGGAGAAACUAGUGAAGACAGUUCCGAUUCAGAAAAUGAAGAGGUUUCAGAGAAAAGUGCAGGGUCAAAAGUUCAUGAAACUGUUAGUUGUAGGACAACCGAAAACAAUGACAAUGAUAAAUGUAUGAAUUCAGAAGGUUAUACUAGUGAAAACUGUUCAGAACUCGAUACUGCCGGUGAAACUUACAUUGAUGUAGAAAGUCUGGACGAUAGCAGUGAGAUAAAGUCAACUGAAAUUGCGAGAUCAUCUUUAAAUAAAGUAACAGAAGUAUUUGAAAACGGAAUUGUGAAUGAAAAAGUGCAAUAUGUUGGGUCCAAUGUCAAACAUUCUCAGCCAUCAAAACAAAUCGCCCAAGUCAAAUGGCAGCAACAAUUCAUGUCAUUCAUUUCAUCAGGAACAACACCAAAUGUACAAAAUAAUGAGCAGGACUCAAAAUCUCCCCGACGAAAACGAUCUCGGAAAGUAAGACAGAGUAUGUGUUCUUGUUGUAUGGGAUCAGGACAUCAUAAAAGAAAACCAGAAGACUUAGUGAGAUAUCGUAAACCACAUUCCAUGAUGAGAGAUCAUAGGCGAUUUAUUCGUGAUAUGACUCAGCUCAUCUUGUUACGAAACAAAGUGAUGGAAGUGUGUAGGCUUUUGUUCCCACAAUGUGUUCAUGAAAUAUUUAAUUACGCCAGUCCUGAUAGUGAAGAUGUGGACAAGUGUAUUGAUCAAAUGAUUUCUAUUCUUCACAAUGCACACCAGCAAUUUUUACACAAUUUUAACAGUAAAUCUGAGAUCAGCAGGAGUGGUAAAAGUAAUAAAAAAUUCAAAUCGGAAAGAAAAGGGAAUCUCAAAUACGAUCAGAUCAAUUCAAAUGAAUAUGUUGUAUCAAUUUGUGAUCCCUCCAAACCAAAAUUGGACUCUGAAAAACAAGGUCCUCAGAACUCAAUGAACAAUCCCCCCUUAGAUGAUGAAGCACCACCUAUAUUAUAUUGUUCUCAGUCAGACCAAUUAGAUGAAUCUGGUGAACCUGAAUUAUUCUCAAAGUUGUGCCUUCCUGAGGGUGGUGAUGAAGGUAUUGUUUAUGCUAUUCCUGUAGAGAACGGCAUAGUUUAUCCUGAUCAGACUCAAGUUCUUCUCACUGGAGGUAUGUCAGAAAAUGUAAGUUAUGUCAAUGGCGAUCUAUUUCAGAACCGAAAUAAAGACGAUAUUGAAAAAGGCGAAAGUCAUGAGAGAAUUUUGUCUGAGGCUGAUUCGGGAAUUGUGAAUGACCAUGACGUUAGUUCCCCUGAGAAUGUCGAAAAAAGUAGCAUAAAUUACCAGAAGAAGAAUAUUAUAUCGAAAGACAUUAUUUCGAAAUCAAAAACUAGUCCAAAUAGUGCUAAAACUGAACAAACUGCUAAUAUAUUUGAUUUAUUUGCUAAUUAUGAAUCAACUCCUAAGUCUCCUUCAAAAGUUGAAGAAAAGUCAGAAAUACAAUGCAAUGUGUCGAAUUCUAGUCAUGAAGAUAAAAAAAGUGAGCACAAAACAAAUGCUAAAUCAAGCGACCGCAAUAUUUUUGAAAGCUUAUUUGGUAUGAAUAUAGAAUCGUCAGUUCCACCAACACAUUGUGAACAAAAAGACAUUUCUUUUGAUGAAUCAUGUGACCAAGAAAUUCAAAGUUUUUAUCUCCCUUUGAAUAACUCUGACAAUAUUGGCAGCAACUCUCCAACUCAAGAUGACAAACCAAAAGAAACUUAUGUGGAAGUCUAUGAUCCUGCCAUCGUUUUGUGUAAGAAACCAAAGAUUUGUUUACGAGCAUUUAAAGAGAAAAUCUGUCUUUUACUAAGAUGGCUCUUACCAGAAAUAACAUUUGAAAGGAACUUUUUCAAGAAUCCAGACAAUCUGGUUUAUGUCCUUGAUGCAGUCAUUCUUAGUAAUCAGAAAGAUUCAUUGACUUCAUGAUAUUUUUUACUAAAUAUAUAUUAACAAUGAUGUUAUAUGAUCAGCUAUUUUUAUAUUAAUAUUUUGUAUGCUUCAAUUUAUUGUUUACAUUAUUGAAAAUUCAGGUAUUGAAAUAGUAGCUAUAUAUGUUUCUGUAUUUGUUAAGGGCUGUUCAAGAAAUUAUUUGUUGGGGAGGCCACAGGGUAUCAAAAGACAUGCCAAUAAAGGUAUUUUUUUAAAGAAAAAUAAUUGGUAAAAUUACAGGAUUAACCAAUUGAAUACUAUGCACGGGGAAAGGGACAAUAAGGGAUUUUCUUUUUACUGUCCCCUAUUUCCCCUUCCACCCCUUCUAAUUCUAGAACAGCCCUUAGUUUAUCUAACUCAUAUUCUCAGUACAUUUCAUUUUGUAAUAAGCUUUUCAUUGUUCAGUCAAGAAGAAAUUUACCCAGUGAUACAACAUACUUACCUAAUAAGCUGACUAUGACUCAGGAGUAAAUUAAUUAUCUAUGAUUUUACUUAUGUCCAAGAAUAAACCGUUUAAGACUAUUAACAUCAAGUCAGUUAUUUGCCAAUAUUUUUGUUUAUUGAGUACAUGUACAUUUUUUAGUGCAGACAUGUUGGAUCAAUCUAAAUGUAAAAAGGAAAGUUGAAAAAGGAAUCUUUCUUAAUCUGAUUUUUAAAUAUAAUGUUGGGCAUCUGAAAUUUGCAUGUUAUUUUUUGAAUACCUUGAAAUAAAUUAACACACUUAUUGAAGAAACAGUUAAGUCUUUUAACUCCUGGUUGUCUGUUGUAAUAUUGUUAUCUUAAAGUUGAAAAUUUGAAUGCAGUUUUUUAUUUAUUUUUGAUUAACUAUGUUACAUGUACAAAGGGUUAUUACUUGUUAUUUACAUCAAUUGUUACUUUGUAAAUAGUGGUGUACAUAGUUUUGACAGUUGGUUUAUACCAUGGACUUUCUUAGUAAACACAUGUGAUAAUUCACUGUUGUUGUGGGUUGGUAGUUCUUGUCUUUGUUUUUUUUUUCUCUAUAAAAAAUUCUAGAUUUUCUGUUCAAAGGGAAAUAACUAUUUUUUUAUAAGAUUUGUAUAAGAGAGUAUUUUAAAAUAAAUGACAUUUUGGAUUUUUUUCCUUUUUUUUAAAAGAAUUUAGUGGUAGAUUUUUUUGUUAUUUUGUGAAGUUAACACCAUGCAAGUUAUCAUCAAAUUAGAAUUUCGUUCCAUUACAAUGAAUUUUUAACCGGAAGUGGACUUUUGCCUUGCAAUAUUCACAGAAUGCUUGUUUUAGUUAUAGCUUUAAGUUUAAAACAAGUGUUUAAUUUCUCAGAAACUACACAUAUAAACAAUGUUAACAUUCUACAACAGUUACAAGAAAUGGAAAGCUAUUAUUUCCCUACUUUAAAAUUAUUUAAAAGAAAUUAGUUAAAAGAGUUGACUUUGACUCCCAUGUAAGUUAUUUUUUCACCAAAACUUUUGGAAUUAUAUUUGACCAAGUGUUUGAAACUAAGAAUUGUCAACUAAAAAAAUGUAAGUCUAUGAUUAAAAGUACAAAUAUAUAAAAAAAAUCUUUCGUUCAUGGUGAAAACCGUUAUAAAAUAUUCAUGAACAAACAGCCCAGAAGUUUUUUUGUACAUAAAAUAGUAUAUUUUCUAUAAUAUCAAUGUCGGAAUAACAAUAAAUUUGGGUCAAUUUCAUCAUUUAGUUAUGAUUCUCAAGUUGAUUUAGCAUUAGAUUUGUUCAAUUAAAGCAAUAUAUGAAAAGUUCUGUUAGUAGGAAAAUAACUUUGACAAGAGUUACAAUUUUAAAAACCUAUUUUAAAGUGUUAUUAUGUUUUGUAAAUUGUACUGUAUAGAAUUAAGUCGUAAUGAAUUUACCAUACAUUUUAUUUUUGGUAGAUUUUCUCAGUAUUUUUUGUAUUAGACAAUGAACUGAAUCAAGUGAUUUUAAUUUGAUGAGUAUUAUGUACAUUUUCUUCAAUUAUACUUUUGAUGGAAAUAAACUCAGUUGAUACAAAUGUGAUGAGAAUGCAAAUAAAUUGUUUCUUGUCGAGUAGGAAGUAAGAUCCUUGAUUGUAAAACAGUGUAUAUUUAUUUAAUAUUGCAAUAUCAUACAUGAAAUUAUGGUUGAAUAUUCUCUUGAACUGAGGUGAACCACUCUUAAAGGCUGUUUGAAUAUAUACAUGUAGUAAAAUAAUGAAAUGCUAUAUUUCAACAGCGAGAACAAACACAAAAAUGGGAUAGCAGACAUCAUGUAGUUGUAAUUAUUUAUUAUCAGAAUUAGUUUCAUUUAGUAUUACAUUAUUUGCUAUAUAGACUUGAUAUUUUUACACCAGGGGCUAUUUUUAAGGGGAAAAUGAUUAGUAAACUAGGUUGUAUUGAUGCUUACAUGUAUGUUACUGUUUGAAAAGGGAAAAUCUAAUUGGUAUUUCUGUUUGAAAAAAAAAUUCUAAGGAAUUUGAUAAUGAAAGUAUUUGUAAGAAUAAAAUAUUUUUAACAAAAUACACUUUUAAAUUUACAUUCAGUCUUAUAAUGAUAGAUUUAAUCAGUUUCCUAAAGAACAAUAGUUUUCAACAGGCAGUCUUUGUUAUUUUAUACAUAGAAUUUCAGGUUGUCUACCCUUAAUUUACUCUUGUUUUUGAAGAUGCACAUUGUAUUUGCAUUAAAAGCAUUACUUUCUAUAUGAGUAUUGAAAGAAUUGAAACAGUGAUUAUAAUUUUUACAAAAAAAAACACGUUGAAAGAAAAUUAUGUACUAAAGACUGACCACUUUGUAUCAACAUUAAGUGUGAAGAAAGUUAAACGAUUUUUGUUCUUGCUUGCUACAUGUAGAUAAUAAUCUAAGACAAACAGAUAAACUGUUGGAUGUUAUUAUUUUCAUAAGUUUUCUUUUUCAAUUGUUAAAUCAAAAGCAGUAUUAUAAAUUUUAGAUCAAUAGCACCUUAAAAAAAUUCAAAGGCAGACUUGUCAUUUGAUGAUGUAAUAUAUCAAAAAGAAAGUAAGAAAUGAGCAUUGGAAUUCAUUUAUAUUUUUGCUUAAAUAAAACAAAUCACAUUAAUUUCUUUCGUUACUGGUCCAAGGACACAGUUAUCGUCCUUUGGUUUUCGUUGUCUACGAAUAUAGUCCCUAGUGUAAACAGUGUAUAACUUGCAUGUUUUAUUUAAUACACUUUCCCAAUUUAUUUCUUUAUAUUAAAUGCAUGAAAUAUUAAGUAGGGAGAUGUUAUUACAUGUCAAAAAAAUUUGGGUGCUGAAACUUUAUGUUAAGUAGUGAAUUGGUCCAGUUCUAAAAGGUCAAAUUUUAUCACGUCUGAAGCUGUCAAACUGAAUUUUACACCCCCUUAACACCGAAUUGUCAAUAUUUUGAGUUAGAGCUGGGAGAAGUUUCUAUAAUUUUGAUAUUAUUUGUCUCACUGGUAGUACACUACACUGUAAAAAUAUUUUUGAGAAAGACCAGGUGCGAUUUUUUUAAUUUGAAUUUAUUGUCUAAAAGAAAUGCACUACGAAAUAACUGUGUUCUCGGGCCUACUGUUGUAAAAAAAUCAUGACAGAUUCAAAACAGCAAGUAAAGUUUACAUAACUUGUCUACACACUAAAAGUUUAAGUUGACAAAAUCAGCAAGAUAACUGGUAAUUAUCAUGUUUAAAUUUAUGUAAAUUUGAAUUAAAUUUGAUUAUUUACAUUUGUACAUACCUACCAUCUGUACAGUAUUUAAUGUUCAUACAGAUUUUGUAUUUAUUAUUUCAUCAUACACUGCUUCAAACCAAAAAUAAAAAUUGUUUUCAUGC
Messenger RNA from Mytilus trossulus (common blue mussel), 6395 nucleotides. RefSeq lists its product as uncharacterized. The record is from RefSeq and is a predicted model, not a curated record. The coding region runs from base 152 to 2641 and encodes 829 amino acids. The transcript has 3 exons. NCBI's taxonomy places the organism in Eukaryota, Metazoa, Mollusca, Bivalvia, Mytilida, Mytilidae.